AUGGCAGAAAACAAUGCCUUACUUGUUGAUACAAGUGGCAUGAUCACCAUAAAUGAAUGUACUCAGUUACCCCCCAUGGUCAAUUCGAAAGGCCUGUGGAACUACAUUCAUUAUGGUACUAUUCCGUAUACGUUGCCAGUGAUUCAGCUGCAGAUGGUUCUCAUUUUUGCUAUCACCCAAGCCUCCCAUUACGUUCUUAAGCGUUAUGGAGUCCCCAAGUUCACCUCACAACUUUUUGUUGGCAUGAUCCUCAGUCCCUCUCUCCUGGGACGCUUCGAAAUAUUGAAACAUGUCCUAUUUCCCGUUAAAAGUCAAGAAAUAAUUGGUUUGUUGUCUCUUUGGAGUUAUAUACUCUUUAUGUUUCUGAGUGGGGUGAAAAUGGAUAUAGGAAUGAUAAAUAGAACCGGAAGAAAAGCCUUGUAUACUGGUGUUGUAUGCAUAUUGUCGCCUUUACUAAUUGGCUUGUUAGUCCAAGUAAAACUUAAAGGAUAUUAUACGCUAAAUACUGAAGAAGCAGAGAUGCUUCCAUAUAUAACAGCAAUACAUUGUCUAACUCCAUUUCCGGUCGUUGCUUGCCUUCUUGAGGACCUCAAGAUCUUGAAUUCUGAACUGGGUCGAUUAGCACUAUCUGGGGCAUUGGUAAGUGACACCUUAAGCAUGUUUCUUAUCAUCAUUUCUGCCUUGACUAGAAUUAGACAGAAUGAAAGUAGUAUGAUUGCCACUAUAGAUUUAGUAGCAAUCAUCAUGUAUCUUAUCAUCAUUGUAUUUGCAAUUCGACCAUCAAUGUUUUGGGUAAUCAGGCAGACACCGGAAGGCAGGCCUGUCAAAGACACUUACAUUCAUGCCAUUUUAAUAAUGGUCCUUGGCUCUGGGUAUCUUUCUCAUUCGUUUGGUCAGACUUUAGUCGUUGGACCUUUCAUUUUGGGUUUGGCAAUACCAGAUGGGCCGCCUUUAGGAUCAGCCAUUGUCAGCAAGUUCAAUUGCUUCAUUUGGGAUGUGUUGCUGCCAAUCUACGUGACUACCUGUGGGAUGAGGACAGAUCUGAGUUUAAUCAAAUUCGAUGACAGUUUCACCACAAUCAAUGGAAUCCUCAUUGUUUUGACUUUUGUGUCCAAAAUGGUGGCUUCUUUGGUUCCUCCCUUGUACUCCAAAAUGCCCUUAAAUGAUGCUCUCACACUCGCUCUGUUAUUGAGUUCCAAAGGUGUAGUCCAACUCACUUUCUAUACAUUGUUCAAAGAUAACGAGACCAUGGCAGAUGAGUCGUAUGCUUUGUCAAGUCUAAGCAUCUUAUUGACUGCAUUUUUCGUGCCACUCUUGGUGAAGUACAUGUACCAUCCCUCAAGGAAAUAUGCAGGUUACCAGAAAAGAGAUAUUAUGCAUUGCAGACGUAAUGUAGAGCUUAGAGUCCUAGCGUGCAUUCACAGGCAAGAUGACAUUGCGGCUGUAAUAAAGCUACUUGAAGUCGCAUGCCCAUCUAGUGAAAGGCCCCUUGCUGUUUAUGUGCUUCACCUUAUCGAGUUAAUUGGACGAGCUUCUCCUAUUUUUAUUUCCCAUCAAAUGCAAAAAAAGACUGUGUCCAAUAAUAGUUCCUAUUCGGAGAAUAUCAUUCUUGCCUUCAAUCUCUUUAAACGAGACAAUGAGGGCGUUGUAUCAGUAAAUGUCUUCACAUCAAUCUCUCCACCCAAGUUCAUGCACGAGGACAUAUGCAUCCUUGGAUUGGACAAACUCACAUCUUUUAUAGUACUCCCAUUCCACCGAAAAUGGUCGAUUGGUGGUUCUAUUGAAUCAGAGGACAAUACCGUAAGGACCUUAAAUUGCAGUGUGCUUGAACUUGCCCCCUGCUCUGUUGGGAUCCUUGUUGACCGUGGUCAUUUAGGCCGCUCAAUGGUUUCAUCAGAGUCAUCCUAUUCUGUUGCCAUGAUCUUCUUAGGAGGGAAUGACGAUCGAGAGGCAUUGACUUUUGCCAAACGCAUGGCCAAUGACUCGAAUAUCGCCCUAACAGUGGUUCAAUUUGUUGCCACUGGCGGUGACGUUGAUUCCCGUUGGGACAAAUUGCUUGACAAUGAGAUACUUAAGGAUGUUAAACUUAACAAUGUGGGUGAUGAAUAUGUGAUAUUCCUAGAGGAGAUGGUGAAAGAUGGCCCUCAGACAGCCUUAAUAAUUCGGUCUAUGGUGGACGAGUAUGACCUUAUUAUUGUUGGUAGACGGCAUAAAGUAGAGUCUCCACAAACAUCAGGGCUUGCAGAAUGGAGUGAAUUUCCAGAGCUGGGGAUUAUCGGAGACUUGCUCGCCUCAUCAGAUCUUAACAGCAAAACUUCUGUUUUGGUGAUGCAACAACAACAGAUUGACGGUUAA
Molecule: messenger RNA, 2355 nt
Organism: Alnus glutinosa
Lineage: Eukaryota; Viridiplantae; Streptophyta; Magnoliopsida; Fagales; Betulaceae
Product: cation/H(+) antiporter 3-like
Exons: 3
Coding region: 1-2355 (784 amino acids)
Biological process (GO): proton transmembrane transport; regulation of pH
Cellular component (GO): endomembrane system; membrane
Molecular function (GO): antiporter activity
Source: RefSeq, a predicted model, not a curated record